AUUACUCAUCCUUCAAACCAAUCAAUUACUUGUCCUUCAAACCAAUCAAUUACUUGUCCUUCAAACCAAUCAAUUACUUGUCCUUCAAACCAAUCAAUUACUUGUCCUUCAAACCAAUCUAUUACUCGUCCUUCAAACCAAUCAAUUACUUGUCCUUCAAACCAAUCUAUUACUCAUCCUUCAAACCAAUCAAUUACUUGUCCUUCAAACCAAUCCAUUAUUUGUCCUUCAAACCAAUCAAUUACUUGUCCUUCA
Molecule: messenger RNA, 255 nt
Organism: Lottia gigantea (owl limpet)
Lineage: Eukaryota; Metazoa; Mollusca; Gastropoda; Lottiidae
Exons: 1
Source: RefSeq, a predicted model, not a curated record